UUGUGCAUACAUCAUAUACGUAGUAGUAUCAUUUUUUGUACAUUUUGUAUAUCUGUACGAGCGACUUUUCUUGACCCAUAGCACGUGCGCCCGUAUGAUCAAGCCAUAUUGUCUGCAUUGGGGUAUAUAAAUACUAAGCUAUGUAGUAGUAGUACUAUGAUACUAUCCACCAUGCAACACAACACUUCAUUGAUCACUAGGCGAUCAGUAGCUCCGUCAGUUCGUACUUAGCAGAGAACAAAGUACAUUUCGGAAGGAACAAAGAUGGAAGGGUCGAGUAUGGCUUCUGCUUCGCUGCCGGAGGCAGUCGAGCCGAAGAAGAGCAAUUUCAAGUACGCCUUCACCUGCUCCAUCCUCGCUUCCAUGGCCACCAUCGUCCUCGGCUAUGACGUCGGGGUGAUGAGCGGAGCGUCGCUGUACAUCAAGAAGGACCUUCAGAUCACGGACGUGCAGGUGGAGAUCCUGAUCGGCAUCCUGAGCCUGUACGCGCUCGUAGGAUCCUUCGCCGCCUCGAGGACAUCGGAUUGGAUCGGCCGCCGCGUGACCGUCGUGUUCGCGGCCACCAUCUUCUUCACCGGCUCUUUGCUCAUGGGCUUCGCCGUCAACUACGCCAUGCUCAUGGUCGGCCGCUUCGUGACGGGCAUCGGCGUGGGCUACGCGAUCAUGGUGGCGCCCGUGUACACGGCCGAGGUGUCCCCGGCGUCGGCCCGUGGCUUCCUCACGUCCUUCACGGAGGUGUUCAUCAACUUCGGCAUCCUCCUCGGCUACGUCUCCAACUACGCCUUCGCGCGCCUCCCGCUCCGCCUCGGGUGGCGCGUCAUGCUCGGCAUCGGCGCGGCCCCGUCGGCCCUGCUCGCGCUCAUGGUGUUCGGCAUGCCGGAAUCGCCCCGGUGGCUCGUCAUGAAAGGCAGACUCGCGGACGCCAAGGUCGUCCUGGACAAGACCUCUGACACGCCAGAGGAGGCCGCGGAGCGCCUUGCCGACAUCAAGGCCGCGGCCGGCAUCCCCAAGGACAUGGACGGGGACGUGGUCACCGUUCCCAAGAAGAGCGGCGAAGAGGAGAAGCGGGUGUGGAAGGAGCUCCUCCUGUCGCCGAGCCCGGCCAUGCGGCGCAUACUGCUCGCCGCGCUCGGCAUCCAUUUCUUCCAGCAGGCGACGGGCUCGGACUCGGUGGUGCUCUACAGCCCGCGGGUGUUCAAGAGCGCCGGCAUCGCGGACGACGACCACCUCCUGGGCGUCACCUGCGCCGUGGGGGUCACCAAGACGCUCUUCAUCCUCGUGGCCACUUUCCUCCUGGACCGCGUCGGCCGGCGCCCGCUGCUGCUGACCAGCACGGCCGGCAUGCUCGUCGCACUCGUGGGCCUCGCCACGGGGCUCACCGUCGUGGGCCGGCACCCGGGCGACAAGAUCCCGUGGGCCAUCGCGCUGUGCGUCCUGUCCGUCCUGGCCUACGUGUCCUUCUUCUCCGUCGGCCUUGGCCCCAUCACGUCCGUGUACACCGCGGAGGUCUUCCCGCUGCGGGUGCGCGCGCUGGGAUUCGCCGUCGGCGCGGCGUGCAACCGCGUGACCAGCGCCGCCGUGUCCAUGUCCUUCCUGUCGCUGUCCAAGGCCAUCACCAUCGGCGGCAGCUUCUUCCUCUACGCCGGCAUCACCGCAAUCGGGGUUGCGUUCUUCUUCGUCUUCAUCCCGGAGACGCGCGGGCAGCCGCUAGAGGACAUUGGGAAGCUCUUCGGCAUGACGGACACGGCGGUCGUCGAGAAAGCAGAAGACACCGCCGCGAAAGACAAGGCCAAUGUGGAGAUGAGCUAGCUCGAUUCGAUUUCAAACUGUUGCUGAUGCACCAGAGCUGAAGUACGUGUCAAUAUUCGCCUCACAGGGACGCUGCAGAAACAACAUAGCGAGUUUUCAAAACCGUUUUAAGUCUACAAGAAUACGGUAAGAGUUGUACAGAACAGAGUACGGAUUUUGUGCGCUGGAGGUAGGUCAUGAUCGAGAUCAGGACAAUCCACGAUCUUAAUAUAUGUGGCAGGUUUCGAAAGGUGUUUUUAUGCAUUUAUACAACGGGUCGUAUAGGUAUGAAAUGGCGCCAGUAGAGCAAUACUUGUCCGAAUGUAGAGUCAGCACGAUCUGAAAAUCCGUCGUACUCGCAAUGAAGCAUGCGUAGGGUCCAAAGUCGGUGAGCAGGCGUUUCCCGAGAGCAACAGGGCAUUUCCCAACUAAAGUGUUUUGUACGUCUAUUUUUCCUUCCAAGCUGCUGAUUUUUUUCUUCGA
Molecule: messenger RNA, 2271 nt
Organism: Brachypodium distachyon (stiff brome)
Lineage: Eukaryota; Viridiplantae; Streptophyta; Magnoliopsida; Poales; Poaceae
Product: polyol transporter 5
Exons: 2
Coding region: 265-1809 (514 amino acids)
Biological process (GO): transmembrane transport
Cellular component (GO): membrane
Molecular function (GO): carbohydrate transmembrane transporter activity
Source: RefSeq, a predicted model, not a curated record